Molecule: messenger RNA, 483 nt
Organism: Cornus florida
Lineage: Eukaryota; Viridiplantae; Streptophyta; Magnoliopsida; Cornales; Cornaceae
Product: wound-induced protein 1-like
Exons: 1
Coding region: 1-483 (160 amino acids)
Source: RefSeq, a predicted model, not a curated record
AUGCAGGCUAGCCCACAAGCAAGCCUGGAGGAAGAAGAAGAAGCCAACAAAAGGGUGGUGAAAGCCCUCUACGAAGCCUUGAGGUCCCAAGACGUCGAUACGGUGCACCACCUACUAGCACCACACAUAGAGUGGUGGUUCCAUGGCCCACGUUACCAUCACCACCACAUGAUGCGAUUACUCACCGGUACCACUACAUCACCCCACCAAUCUUUCACCUUCAAACCUCUCUCCUUCGUCGCGUUCGGAUCAACGGUCCUCGUCGAGGGUCACGACUCUAUCUCUUGGGUGCACGCGUGGACCGUCACCCAUGGCAUAAUUACCCAGCUGAGGGAGUACUUCAACACUUCCGUUAAAGUCACUAGGUUUGGGAACUCUAACGUCACCUCACAGUCGUCGUCACCGUCGAUGAAGUGUCAGAGCAUUUGGCAGAGCAAGCUCUCGGACAAUUCGUCUGUGCCAGGUCUUGUUCUGGCACUGUAG